This is a messenger RNA of Penicillium lagena, 1680 nucleotides long. RefSeq lists its product as uncharacterized. Bases 1 to 1680 code for a protein of 559 amino acids. The transcript is spliced from 3 exons. The record is from RefSeq and is a predicted model, not a curated record. NCBI's taxonomy places the organism in Eukaryota, Fungi, Ascomycota, Eurotiomycetes, Eurotiales, Aspergillaceae.
AUGCAUUCUACUAAGAAGAAGAACUCUAUUACUGCUCCCAUCAACAUCGCUUCACCUGAAAUCUCCGAUGAUAGUAUCUCCCCGGUGACGCCUGAGCUGGUGAUUGCGAAGAGGCUGCGCCUUCACUCUAUGCAUCCCAGUUCUUCCCCGACUGAAGGUCGUAUGAGCCCUGAGCAGGAAAUUCCUGCCCCUUCUCAGACUGAACUCACAAGCGAUAAACAGACUGGUUCCGCUGCCUUUUCGCUCAAAGAGAAUUGUAAUUGUUACUGGUGUUUUAUAGACGGCGGAAACGAGAAGGAGGUCGAAAUCCUGGAGCAAAAUGAGCCUGGUGACAACACCGAGGCAACUUGCACAGAUCUUCCACCUCUCCUGUUUAGGUGGAGUAAUAUAGACUCGCAGGGAUCCAACUCGAAGGGCCUCCUCGUCUCCGGGUUAUUUGCGAAUGUGUUUCCUGAGAUCUACCGACCCGGCGAUAUCUCGGAAGAGCAGUUCAAGGCUUGCAUUACGCAACAUAUCACCAAGCAAAAGGUCAAGUCGCCCUUCAUCUCGACUUUUGCAACGUUGCUCGGCCCGAUUCACCGCGCUCUACGCGCCGGCGCCGACGCAGUGGUGUCCGUAAUUGAUUCCUCGAAAUUGGCUACUGCGGCUUUCUCGGCACAAUCGAUCGUUAUUAGCUCUGGAAUUCAGUUUAAACGAUACAAGGGUUACAGCGAGUUCUUGAUUUGGGGAUAUGUGCCUGCCAAGGCGAUCGUCACCACGUUCAAAGUGAGCGAUCUGGAGACAAUUGCUUCUAUCCAUUGUCAGAUUGGCCAGCUUCUUCAGCUGCCGGAGAUACGCAAGGAGGAUAACAUUCGGCCAGCUCUGCGCGCCACACUGGCGAAUUCAUUUCCGAGUCUCGAGGCUGGACAAAUCGUCGGAAAGCUUUUAGAGCGCCUUGAAAUCCCUGAUGCCUACCGCGCCGAUGUAGCUCUCACAUUUGCCAAUUCAUGGAAAUGGCGCCUGAAGGGACCGAAGGCACACUUUCUUCGCGGUGUGGACAGCGUUAGCCCCGAUCUGCGUGAUGCUAGCAUCGGUAUGGAUGCAUGUUCCGAUAGCGACGCGGAUUUCAUUGAUGAUCAGGAUGAACAGUCUUCCAUGACGUCCGACAGGGAGUUCGUACCCAACGAUUCUGAGGCCGAAUGUGAUACAGCUGAUUCAAGUUCCGGUUCAGACAAGGAAGGAAAGACUCGGCGCAAGCGAGCGCAAAGCUCCGCCACCCCAGCCGAUGACACGGCCACUGAAUGCACGUUCUCUGUUCAUGAUGAUGAUACCUCGAACCAUGGCUCAGCGCUUCUCGACGAAGCUCUCGAACAGCUUUAUUUUGGCACGGGAGAAGCUGAAGAUGGGUUCCUCAACUACCACAAAAAUAACGAGUACGAACAUGAGUCGGUGGAGAUGCCAAUGCCCGAUGAUAUGCGGGCAAAGCUCGCAACUAAUGCAGCUGUUGCCGAACAGACACGAAUCCGGUCCGUGCUCCGUUCUUCCUUCGACGGUGAUAACGAUUCAGUGCAUGUGGAGCCUUCCGAGUCCGAGUGGCCCGAGUCCAUUGUUGACAACCCGUGCCCUCCGGAGCGUCCUCUGACUGGGCCCUUGUUUAUCGAGCGCUAUUGCAUGAUUUCGGGAUGGGAGAGAAUUAAGUAG